UGCAACCUCCACCUGCAGGGGUCAAGGGAUACUCCUGCCUCAGCCUCCUGAGUAACUGAGAUUAUAGGCAUAAGCCACCACACCUGGCUAAUUUUUGUAUUUUUUAGUAGAGAUGGGGUUUUGCCAUGUUGGCCAGGCUGGUCUACAGAACCCCUAACCUCAGGUGAUCUGCCUGCCUCGACCUCCAAAAGUGUUUGGAUUACAGGCGUGAGCCACUGUACCUGGCCUGUUAAUUUAUUUUUGUUUUAUUUUUUAUUUUUUUAGAUGGAAUCUCAUUCUGUUGCCCAGGCUGGAAUGCAGUGGCAUGAUCUCGGCUCGCUGCAAUCUCUGUCUCCCAGGUUGAAGUGAUUAUCCUGCCUUAGCCUCUCGAGUAGCUGAGAUUACAGGUGCAUGCCAACAUGCCUGUCUAAUUUUUAUAUUUUUAGUAGAGACGGGUUCUCACCAUGUUGACCAGGCUGAUAUGGAAUGCCUGACCUCAAGCGAUCUGCCUGCCUCGGCCUCUCAAAGUGCUGGGAUUACAGACAUGAGCCACCACGCCCGGCCUCUUUUGCAUUUAUUAAGACUUAUUUUAUGCCUCCAAAUAUAGUAUAUCUUGGUGGAUGUGCACUUGAAUGCCUAUUCUGCUGUUGUUGGAUAUUCCAUUCAUGUUGUUUAUGUGGAAUUGGUUAAUAGCAUUGUUCACGUCUUUUUUUUUUUUUUUGAGAUGGAGUCUUGCUCUGUCACCUAGUCUAGACUGCAGUGGCGCGAUCUCAGCUCACUGCAACUUCUGCCUCCUGGUGAGUUCAAGCAAUUCUUUGCUUCAGCCUCCCGAGUAGCUGGGAUUACAGGCGCCCACCACCACACCUGGCUAAUUUUUUGCAUUUUUAGUAGAGAUGGGGUUUCACCAUCUUGGCCAGGCUGGUCUUGAACUCCUGACCUCGUGAUCCACCUGCCUCAGCCUCCCAAAGUGCUGGGAUUACAGGCUUGAGCCACGGUGCCCGGCCUGUUCAAGUCUUCUAUACCUUUGCUGAGUCUCUGUAAAUUAUGACUGAUAACUGUUCUACAACGGUUGAGAGUGGUGUGUUGAAACCUCCAACUAUAAUUUUGUAUUUGUCUAUUUCUUCUUAAGUUCUGUUAUUGUUUUUCAUGUAUUUGAUGCUCUAUUUUUAUUUGCGUAUACAUUGAGGAUUAUAUUUUCUUUGUUGAUUGACCUCUUUGUCAUUAUGAUAGGUCCCUCUUCGUCUUUGGUAGUUUUUCUUGUUGUUGUUUUUGUUGUUGUUUUGAGACAGGGUCUGAAUCUGCUGCCCAGGUUGGAGUGCAGUGGUAUGAUCACAGCUCACUGCAGCCUUGACCUCCCAGGCUCAGGUGAUGCUCCCACCUCAGCCUCCUGAGUAACUGGGACCACAGGCACAUGCUACCACAUUUUGAUAAUCUUUUUAAAAUUUUUUGUAGAGAUAACAUCUCUCUGUGUUGCCCAGGCUGGUCUCAAACUCCUGGGCUCAAGCAAUCCUCCCUUUUCAGCCUCCCAAAGUGCUGAGAUUACAGGUGUCAACCACUGUACGGGCUAGUAUUUUUUGUUUUGAAACCUACUUUGUCUGAUAUUGAUGUAGCCAUUCCAACUUUUUAAAAUUUAGUUCUGUCAAGGUAUGUCUUUUCCCAUCUUUUUACUUUUUUUUUUUUUUUUUUUUGAGACGGAAUUUCGCUCUUGUUGCCUAGGCUGGAGUGCAAUGGUGCCAUCUUGGCUCACCGCAACCUCUGCCUCCAAGGUUCCAGUGAUUCUCCUGCCUCAGCCUCCCGAGUAGCUGGGAUUACAGGCAUGUGCCACCACACCUGGCUAAUUUUGUAUUUUUAGUAGAGACAGGGUUUCUCCAUGUUAGGCUGGUCUCCAACUCUUGACCUCAGGUGAUCCAACCCCCUUGGCCUCCCAAAGUGCUGGGAUUACAGGCGUGAGCCACUGUGCCUGGCGCAUCUUUUUACUUUUAACUUAUCUCUGUUUAUAUAUUUCAAUAGCUUUCUAAUAUUUACUAUAUAGUUGGGUUUUGCUUUUUUAUCCAUUCUAACAAUCUCUGCCUUUUACUUGUAAGCAUUUUUUUCAUUUAUAUUUAAUGUAAUUAUUGAUAUGAUUGGGUUUAAAUUAAUCUUGCUAUUGGUUUUUCAUUUGUUCCAUCUGUCUAUUGGUUUUUUUGUUUGUUUGUUUGUUUUUUGUAUUUGGAGACAGAUUUGCCCUCUGUCACCCAGGGCGGAGUGCAGUGGAGCUAUCACAGCACACUGCAGCCGGGCAUUAGUCCAUUUUUCUUUCUCCUUUUUUUUUUCUUUUGAGACAGGGCCUCCCUAUGUUGCCAAGGCUGGAUUCAAACUCCUGGGCUCAGGCGAUGCUCCUGCCUUGAUCUCCCAAAGUGUUGGGAUUACAGGCGUAAACCACCACAGUCAGUCAGUUUGUUUGUUUGUUUGUUUGUUUCACUUAGGUACAGAAUUCAAUGCCAACAGUUCUUUUCUUUCAAGACUUUAACCAUGUCACUCCACGGGGACGCUGUCUUGAGCCUUUGCUAAGCCUCAUCCUCCAGGACCACACGGCAGGCAGGCGCGACAGCCCUUAGGUCCACCCCCACCCCUUAAGCUCCCUCCUGGAGGAGACAGAGACCUGGGACAGCUCCAGGGCAGGCGAGUCCGAGGGAUGGGGGACGACGGGGCAGGGAGGAGUCCCCGACCUUUGGGAUCGUCCCAACCCUUGGACCCCCUCACCCUUGCGGACGUUGAGGAGUGUUUAAAUCUCCAAGAUGCGAGUCACCAGUACGAAGCCACAGCCAUUUCGCUGCUUGCUCGGUGCAAGUGCAGACGGUCCUCGUGGUUGAGCGCGGAGUCCAGCGCGUGGGCGGCGUUGGGCACCUUCGGCCGCGCCCUCCGCUCCACUACCGGUGAGCGGGGCCCGAGCCAGUCCCUAAAUCCACGCGGCUGCCGGCUCCAGGGCUGGUGCUGCCGACCGCUGCGCGCCGCUCCCGGGCUGUCGCAGUCUCCCGUUGCCGCCGUCAUGUCCCGGCAGCUGUCGCUGGCCCGGCCAGCCACGGUGCUGGGCGCCAUGGAGAUGGGGCGCCGCCUGGACGCGCCCACCAGCGCCGCAGUCACGCGCGCCUUCCUGGAGCGCGGCCACACCGAGAUAGACACGGCCUUCCUGUACAGCGACGGCCAGUCCGAGACCAUCCUGGGCGGCCUGGGGCUCGGGCUGGGCGGCAGAGACUGCAAAGUGAAAAUUGCUACCAAGGCCAAUCCAUGGAUUGGGAACUCCCUGAAGCCUGACAGUGUCCGGUCCCAGCUGGAGACGUCACUGAAGCGGCUGCAGUGUCCCCGAGUGGACCUCUUCUAUCUACAUGCACCUGACCACAGCACCCCGGUGGAAGAGACGCUGCGUGCCUGCCACCAGCUGCACCAGGAGGGCAAGUUUGUGGAGCUUGGCCUCUCCAACUAUGCUGCCUGGGAAGUGGCCGAGAUCUGUACCCUCUGCAAGAGCAACGGCUGGAUCCUGCCCACUGUGUACCAGGGCAUGUACAGCGCCACCACCCGGCAGGUGGAAACGGAGCUCUUCCCCUGCCUCAGGCACUUUGGACUGAGGUUCUAUGCCUACAACCCUCUGGCUGGAGGCCUGCUGACCGGCAAGUACAAGUAUGAGGACAAGCAUGGGAAACAGCCCAUGGGCCGCUUCUUUGGGACUCAAUGGGCAGAGAUCUACAGGAAUCGCUUCUGGAAGGAGCACCACUUCGAGGGCGUUGCCCUGGUGGAGAAGGCCUUGCAGGCUGCGUAUGGCGCCAGCACUCCCAGCAUGACCUCGGCCGCCCUCCGGUGGAUGUACCACCACUCACAGCUGCAGGGUGCCCACGGGGACGCGGUCAUCCUGGGCAUGUCCAGCCUGGAGCAGCUGGAGCAGAACUUGGCAGCGGCAGAGGAAGGGCCCCUGGAGCCGGCUGUCGUGGACGCCUUUAAUCAAGCCUGGCAUUUGUUUGCCCACGAAUGUCCCAACUACUUCAUCUAAGCUCAUCGUGGCUCAGGCUGCCCAAGGCUUUUCUGUCACCUCUUUUGCUCUCUUCUGCUUUGUCUAAUUUAGAACUGCCUCAGUAAAUUCUUAGGGAUGGAAGUAUUUGGACAAAAACCUAACAGUAGAGUCACUACCAAAUGACGAAUAAAACCUCCCAGGGUGCUGUGUGUUAGUCUGUUUGCAUUGCUAUCAAAGAAUACCUGAGACUGGGUCAUUUAUAAAGAGGAGAGUUUUCUUUGGCUCACAGUUCUGCAGUCUGUACAAGGGGGUGUGGUGCCGGCAUCUGCUCUUGGUGAGGGCCUCAGGAAGCUUACAAUCAUGGCAGAGGGGGAAGCGGAGCCAGGGCGUUACAUGGUGAGAGAGGGAGCAAGAGACAGACGGGAGGAAAUUCACACGCUGAUGGUGGGGAUGUAAAAUGGUACAACCACUUUGGAAAAUAGUUCGGCAGUUCCUCACAGGAUUAAACAUAAAAUUACCGUAGGAUUCAGCAGUUCCACUUGUGGGUAUACAGCCAAGAGAAAUGAAAACAUAUCUCCCCACAAAAAACUUGGGCAUGAGUUUUCACAAUAUCAUUACUCAUAAUAGCCAAUAAGUAAAAACAACCCAAAUGUCCAUGAAUGAAUGAAUGGAUAAACAAAACGUGGUAUAUUCAUACAACAGACUAUUAUUCAGCCACUAAAAAAAAAAAAAAGAGUGGCUCACACCUGUAAUCUCAGCACUUUGAGAGGCCAAGGCAGGAGGAUUGAUUGAAGACAGGAGUUCCAGACCAGUCUGGGAAACAAAGCGAGACCCUGUCGCUACUAAACAUAAAAACAAAAUUAGCGGGGCCCCGUGGCACACACCUAUAGUCCCAGCUGCUCGGGAAGCUGAGAUGGGCAGAUUGCUUGAGUCCAGGUAUUCAAGUCUGGAGUGAGCUAUGAUUGUGCCACUGUACUCCAGCCUGGGCGACAUAGCAAACCCUGUUUCCAAACAAACAAACAGAAGUACUGAAACACCUACAAUGUAAAUGCACCUUGAAGACAUGUUAAGUUAAAGAAGCCAAUUACAAAAGUUUCAUAUUGUAUGGUUUCGUUUAUAUGAAAUGUCCAGAAUAGGUAAAUCUAUUUGAGAGAAAGAAAGUAGAUGAGUGCUUGCCUAGGACUGGGAGGAGGUCUGCAAGGAAAUGGAGGUUCACUGCUAAUGAGUACAGGGUUUCUUUUGGGGGCGCUUAUGAAGAUGCUCUGAAAUUGAUUGUGAGGGUUGUACAACUCUGAAUACAUGAAACAGCAUUAAAUCAUCACUUUAAGUAGGUCAA
Pongo pygmaeus (Bornean orangutan) is the source of this 5300-nucleotide messenger RNA. RefSeq names its product aflatoxin B1 aldehyde reductase member 4. Bases 2654 to 4003 code for a protein of 449 amino acids. The record is from RefSeq and is a predicted model, not a curated record. Lineage: Eukaryota; Metazoa; Chordata; Mammalia; Primates; Hominidae. The transcript is spliced from 7 exons.